This is a messenger RNA of Bombina bombina (fire-bellied toad), 6172 nucleotides long. RefSeq names its product retroelement silencing factor 1 (gene RESF1). Gene Ontology annotation, molecular function: histone methyltransferase binding. The coding region runs from base 140 to 5662 and encodes 1840 amino acids. Gene Ontology annotation, cellular component: nucleus. The transcript has 4 exons. NCBI's taxonomy places the organism in Eukaryota, Metazoa, Chordata, Amphibia, Anura, Bombinatoridae. The record is from RefSeq and is a predicted model, not a curated record.
CGCGCAUCGGAUUGUUUCAGUUUGUAACAAUGUCGGCAUUGGAUUAAGACGGUGUGGUCUUGGGAACUUGUGGCUUUCUGUCUAAUGGUUCGGUUUACGUGACUAAUAAACUAAGGAAAGCGUGAAAGUAACUUACAAAAUGGAUUGGAACCAAGGAAGAAACUGCAAUUUAUCUCAUCUUAGCCCUGAACAGCAGCAGUAUUUGUUACGGGUCAGCAGUGCUGCAGGCAAUUCUGUUCAAACUCAAGCAGUAUACUCACAAAAUUCUUACAACCACAGAAGUGGGGAUCAGUUUGUUGUCAAAUCACAGGUCAAAGAUCAAAUAAUAAAAAAGUUAUUAACUGCAUCAACUACUGAAGACUUUUUCCGGGUACAACAAUCAUUAAUGGCAAGUGGAGUGCACAGACAAUCCAAUCAAAAUCAAGUAAAUGUUCCUGGAGUAAAAGUGCCAUAUAAUUCUCCCACUUUUCCUGAGACAAUAAAAACUGCUGCUCCUGCAGUCGAUUAUCGAAACACCCAAAAUGUUCAAGUGGCAACUCCUAACUAUAGGAGACAAAGUCAAUCUAAUGUAGCUCCAAUGUCUCAGCAGUCCUCUUCUGUUGGAGGUGGAUCUCCGUAUGGAGGGAGCAGUUGUGGCGCAAGAGAAGUGCAGUUUUCUGCAAAAAACUAUCAAGGAGCUGGCAGUUUUGUGAAUUCUCAACCUAGGAUGCAACAGCAUGUUCAAAAUGGUGAACUACCUUAUUAUACUGCCCAAAGGCCAAAUCUACAGCCUGCCCAAAGGCCAAAUCUACAGCCUGCCCAAAGGCCAAAUUUACAGCCUGCCCAGAUGCCAAAUUUACAGCCUGCCCAGAUGCCAAAUUUACAGCCUGCCCAGAUGCCAAAUUUACAGCCUGCCCAGAUGCCAAAUUUACAGCCUGCCCAGAUGCCAAAUUUACAGCCUGCCCAGAUGCCAAAUUUACAGCCUGCCCAGAUGCCAAAUUUACAGCCUGCCCAGAUGCCAAAUCUACAGCCGGCCCAGAUGCCAAAUCUACAGCCGGCCCAGAUGCCAAAUCUACAGCCUGCCCAGAUGCCAAAUCUACAGCCGGCCCAGAUACAGUAUCUCCCUCGAUUGCCAAACAUGAACUCUCCUAAUCAAUCUGCAUCAGAUUUACAGAAGGGAACCUCUCAUCAACAAAAAUGGAAUACAACAGUUGACCCCUGUAUUGCAACUCGAAAUACAAGUGAAUGUGCUCAAAGCCAGCAAUCGAAUGCGAUGCAAAAUUUUCCAAAUGCAUCAUUAACAAACUCUAGCUGGCCUCAGAAAUCCUCAGAAAGUGUUCCUGCAAAUAUGAAUACCUCUGCUAAGCAAUGCAUAUAUAGUCAAGCUGGAAAUUCAGCAGCAAAUUUUAAUAGUAUGCAACAAGUUCCACAGUACCAAAACCAAGUUGGGAUGCAGCAGGCUAUGACACCUAUGCAACAAUCUACGGAGAGCCUGAAUCCAGGUUUGUUGCAGUCACAGAAUUACAGUGCAGAUACAUCUGUGGAGCAAGAAUUAAAAAAAAAACAGGAGUAUAUUAUGCUUUACAAUCUUUAUCUGAGCGUGAAGUCAAACUUAUUGAGGAUUGUUAAUGAAAGGAAGCUUCAAAAGCAAAGUCUCCAAGGCUCUGAAUAUGCAUCACAAGAAACUUCGAGAAGUGUGAAUGUGGUUUCUGGUACACAAACCUAUGCAGCGGGGCAGCAGAAUCAGACCGUGCCAAUGCUUAACUGUGAUGCAGGUCAGCAAAAAGGGCUACAAGCCAAAACUUUCCAGAUGAAUAGUGAUCAUGCUUUUCCACCGCAAGAUGUAUAUGCAGGCAGAGAACAGAACAUCACUAUGGCAAACAACUUGGACACACCUAACAACUUUCCCCCCAAUGCAAGGAAUAUAUCUGGUCAGAACUACUCUUUAUUUGAUGGUGGUCAGAAUAGUUCAAUGCAUUUAAAAUAUGCUAUGCAGAUGGUAAAUGCAAAAUCACCUAAGGAAAAAGUAAAUCGAGAAAAUACAUCCGUACCAGUGCAUCCUAGUACAGUAAGUCCAGUGCAAUGUAGCCUACCGAACACUAAUUCCAGUUCAAAAGUAGAGGAUAUGAAUAGUCAUUUUAAUGAAAAGCCCAAUCGUGCAAAUGGUCCAAUAGGUUUUUUGCAAAGGGACUCCUAUUCAGACCCUCAAAACGUCAAUGCAUCUUACCAGACGUGUGGAAGUACAAAUAUAUUGCAAAGCAGUGGUCCAGUCAAUGUAUCUUAUGGAAACAUCAAUGCAAGCACUCAUCACAGAGCCAAUAGCACAUUGAAUGCUACUAAAGAAGACACUGUUGCUAGUUCCUUAGAAGCUUUAGAAACCUGCCUUGCUCUAUGGAAAUCCAGUUCAAAAAAUGAAAAUGCUAACAGCCAACCUGCCCUUGCAGAACAAAAGUCUGUUAAAGUGAUGGCUGAGAAGAAUGGCUCAAAACAUACUACCAUAGCUCCCAUUUUAUCUUCCUGCGAAGCCUUAUUGACCUCCGGACAGAAGCAAGAUACAGCAACUCAUACUGCACCUAAAGGUACAGAACCUCAAAUUGCUAUUGUUUCUCCGUUAAUAAAAGCAAAAACAAACUCUGCACAACACUCCACUUCCACAACUAAAGUACAAUGUCCUGUUAUUGAAGAAGGUAGUGUGUGUAGUUUAAGUCAUAUAAAAGAGAAAAUUGAGGUUUUUAUCACCCGUAUAACUGCUGAAAAAAUAAAUGACGUUGAUGUCAAAUCUCCAUUAGCCAUAGAAAAAGGUCAGUCUGAAACUAUGUUGCAAUCUGACUCUCUAAAUGUGUCUCCAAAAUGUAAAUCUAGCUCAUCACAAGCCUUUGACUCUCAAGUUGAAUUUAAUAUGGACAGAUCUGAUGAAGAAAUUAAUGAUACAUUACAGAUAGCAAGCAUUUGCUCUCUUGCAGAAGGGAACUCUUUCUAUGAUUCUUCAAUUGCCAUGAUAUUUGACGAUGCUUUGCAGCCAGAUGGGCAAUCUGUGUUGAUAAAACAAGAUACUGUGUUAGAUGUUGAGCAAAAAAUGCAAGGUACCAAGGCAACAGACAUUCUAGGAUCUGUAACUUAUAACCCAUCAAAAGAAGUUGACUCUAGCAUUAAUGAAAACCUAGAAACAGAUUUUAGUCAGUUAAAAGCUAUAGACUAUCUACAAGUAAUGGACAGUAAGGUUGAUGGUACAGAGGAUAAUGAUGGAGAACAUAGCAAAUUAACUGUAGACAUGCCAGAUUCUAAUUCUGUAACAGACCAGUUAACGGAACUUUUAACAGAGUUUCCCUUUGGAAUUAAAAAUUACAUGUCUGAAAAUAGCUAUGCAGGUGCCAGGGAGUCCUUAACAAAAGAAAAGUCUGAGGAGAAGAUUGUUAGUAUACCUGUUGGGCAAAACAGAUUUGAUUGUCUUGAAAAUAGUGUAAGCAGUCCUAGUAAUAUACAGCUGACUAUUUUAACUCAAGAAGAAAUAGCUAAACAUUUCCCUGAUGUGGCAGAUACUCUUUCACAAACCCAUGAAGAACCAAGAGCUGACUGUUGUCAAAGUGAAGUUGGUUUUGUAGAAUCUCAAGAGAUGGAUCUAAAUGUGAGGUUGGAUUUGGUAGAGGGACCCCAAAUUGAACAAACAGUGGACACCUGUCAAAACACAACUCCUAUUGUAGAAUCUCAAGAAUUUUGUGUGAGUUUUAGCACAAACCAGAAAAUAGAGACAGACUUGAAAAAUAGUGACGGAAACACCGAUGCUCAUGAGAAUCUAAACACUGAAGUGGAGGUAACUCCAGAAAAUGUCACUUUUAACGAAGACCUUUCUGAUAAAAAUGUAAACCAGGAAACUGAUACAAAUCCAAAAAAUAGUGUUGUAAAUAUAUUUCCUGAUGAGGAUAUGAACAAGGAAAUAGAGACAAAAUCAAAUAAUCCAGUAAACAAAGUUCCUGAUAAGAACCUAAAUGAAACUGAGCCAAAAGAAAAAAAUAGUUCAGUAAAUAAAGUUCCUGAUAAGAAUCUAUUUUGUUGUUUGUUUAGUUGGUUAACACAUGCAUAUGGUAGCGCACCUAAAUGUGCAUGCAAGGUACCUGAUGGCAAAAAUCUUAGGCCGACAGUUAUGGGUAAUAAAGAUAUUGCUGUGCAAUCAGUGGUAAAGCCCAGCAUUAAAAUUAGUUCAUCUAAUUCCGCUGAAUCUUACAAACAAGAAAACAUCCAGAAACCCCUUUAUGAAGAUGUAGUGUCAAGUAAUGAGAGAAAUUUGGAGGGAUCACAAGACUUAAAUUGUGAUAAAUAUACUGAAGACGAAUUUAAAUCAGUGGAUAAAAAAUGUGAACCACCCCUGGAGAAAAAGAGAUUAAACUCUAUUGAUGAAAGGAACUUUACAUUAAAUAUUAAACCAGAAAGAGAAGAUUCAGCAACUAAACUCAUUAUUAAAACAGACUUUCUGAAGACUAAGCAUUUUGGAAAAGAAAAACUAAAGAGAAAGGAGGGCCAUAAAAAGCAGAAAGGUCCGUCUAAAAAGGUCAAUGACUCAUCAGUUGGUUUCUCAAAACAUUUAGACAGAGCUUUACAACAGCCACAGUCAAGCACUGAUUCAAACGCUGGCAAAGAAACCUGUUCUUCCCCUGAAAGGAAUCAAUGCAAAUUAAUAAACAUUAGUUUAAAGUCUUUCAGGCCACCUAUUGAGGCAAAUUUGUCAAAUUCCGUUCAUAAAGAAAAAAAUGUAUAUACUAAAAGCAAAGAGAGCACACAUUUUGCACAAACUAAAAAAGUUUUAACUAUACAAGAGUAUCUACAAAGAAAAAGAGAACGAGAUGGUAGCAAAAAGCAUGAAACUGGUACAAUGGAAUGUCAUGAAAAGGAGAAAAAUCAGUCAUUGGGAGAGAAAGAUAAGCUUCAGCAUAUCAGUGGACAAUCAAAUUAUUUAAAAAGGAAGUCCUCUGCAGGCAUUAAAUCCCCAUUCAAGCAAAAAGAUCAGCCCAGGCUUUCUAAAACCUAUAGUCCCUUAAAAAAAAAUAAAGUUAAAGAGAGUAUUUCACAAGGUGGUAAAAAAAGCAAACAAAGGUCCUCUGACAAGAAGCAGCAUAAAGGGAAUGGUCCAGAACACUUGAAGACAUUCGGCUCAAGCAAAGAUAAAAUUUACUUAAGUCCUUGUGUAAGCAUUAAACGUACUUCCCAUGAAAGUAUAAGUUUAACAAAACUAGAAUUCAGACCUUCACCGGAGCAGCCUAUUCACAAAAGCAGACGGAAAUCUUGUGAACCAACUUUAAGAGCAACUUCUUCAAACCCUACAGUAAAAAAGCAGAGCGAAUCUCCUAAAAUGUUGGAGUUUAAACUGUUUCCAGAAUUGCUGCAAAGAAGACACUCUCUACAAGAUAGGCCGAGAGACCCAAAGACUGAUACAAAAGACAAAUGUGCAGUUGAAGGGAUUAAGAGCAAAAAGGAAGCAUGGUUUAAAGAUAUUCCAUUCAAGAAGCGAAAGCUAGAGUGCUUGGGAGAACAAGGCAAAACUCCAUCUACCUCAACAGGAUUGAAUUCCACAUCAGCGGAGAGAGAUGCUGUUCGCCAAAACCAAGAUUCAAAAAACACUUUCAACACUUACAAAAAAAUGUACCUAGAAAAGAGAUGCAGAAGUCUUGAUGUUAAUCUGGCAAACUAGCGUACAUCUUCAAUAAUAUUCCAGUAUUAAAUGCCAAGGAAUCCUCCUGAAGACACUUUCCUUGUGAACAAAUACUGCCUAAAUGGUUUACUACAAGUGCAGAUCCUGAACAUCAAGUGCCAGUAUGGUUCAUCCUGUGGUGAAAAACAUCCUUGGAUUUCAGUAUUCCCAAUUUAGUUAGGCCCUUAUUUUAAAUCAAAUAUGGCUAUGCAACUUACAUACAGAACAUAAAUAUUGGUCCUUAUUUUUAGGUCUGCAGUAUGCUGCUAAUUUUGAGGUUUAUCCUCAACAGUUUAAAGCUUUAAAAAAGGGUCUUAGAGGAAAAACACUUUUUUUUUUUUUUUUUGUACAGUUUUUGUUUUGUUUUUUAUAUUUGUUCAUAAACUUAUUUUCUUAUUUUGCCUAUGUUGGCUGCUAUAUUAAUAUUGCACUGUUAAUAUUGUUUUUGUUACAAAUUUGAGAUUUAUUUUUGGACUUUUCCAAAGAAAUAAACAUUUUUUUUUUGUAAAA